This is a messenger RNA of Exophiala aquamarina CBS 119918, 1593 nucleotides long. RefSeq lists its product as uncharacterized. The coding region runs from base 1 to 1593 and encodes 530 amino acids. The record is from RefSeq and is a predicted model, not a curated record. NCBI's taxonomy places the organism in Eukaryota, Fungi, Ascomycota, Eurotiomycetes, Chaetothyriales, Herpotrichiellaceae. The transcript has 5 exons.
AUGGCUGAGCUGCAACACCCAGAACUCGGUCUUAUCCAUGGCAAAGCCAACAAUGGCGUGAUCCAAUUUUCUGGCAUCAAAUACGCUUCGUUGAAGCACAGAUUCAGCACUGCCGAGCUGCACAAUGGACCUGGACCCUCUGGGGAGACAGAUGCCACAAAAAUUGGAGCUGCCGCAAUCGCAUUUCCAAAGGGUUGGGAGAAAGAAUUCGCACUAGUCCAGCAGAGCGUGCAAGUUCCAGACUUCCCACCACAGUCAGACACCGAAUGCCUCAAUCUGACCAUCACGGUGCCGGAAGCGUCUUUCGAGAAGCCGCUGCCCGUGUUCGUUUUCGUUCACGGCGGUGCCUUUUUCAUGGGCUCGGGUACCUGGCCACAAUAUGACCACGCUGCUCUUGUUCGACGUUCUGUUGAGAUCGGCAAACCAAUUAUAGGAGUCAACAUAAACUAUCGAACCGGCAUCUUUGGCUUUCUUACGUCAGAGGAGCUUCGAGGAGCAGGCAUUAAGCCCAACAAUGGGCUCCGUGAUCAGAGAGUCGCAUUUCAGUGGGUGAAGAAAUAUAUCGGAGGAUUCAACGGCUCUCCCGAACAGAUCUGUGCGAUGGGGCAGAGUGCAGGUGGAGCUAGUGCCACGCUACAACUCCAGUCGGAGGAACCGCUUUUCCACCGCCUAGUCGACCUGUCAGGCACAUGCCUCUUUAUCAGACCUUCGCCGCCGUCUCUCCACGAGAUAUUCUAUCAGAACUUCUGCGAAGCUCAUGGCCUUACCCAUUUGUCUGGUAGAGAGAGAAUUGCAGCCAUCGACAACAUCGACAGUCAGCGCCUAUUACUCAAUACGCCACCAUCAGUACCCGCGCUACCUGUACUUGACGGCGACUUACUGAAGUCUGUGUCAACCUUUGAGAAUGUCGAGAGCUGGAAUAGUCCUGGCGAGCCUCCUCUGGAGGGCCUUAAGUGGUGUAAAGAACUAUUCAUCGGUGACUGCCAGUUUGACGGCAACAUCCUCCAGUUCAGCCUCGGUCACCGCCAGUGUGGAAUUGCUAAGGAGAUCGAAGAAUCGCUACAACGCAAUCUCCCUCUUUGUGAAAAGUCUGUCAUCGACUCUCUUCUCGAGGCCUACGGUAUUUCGAACGCAAAGGAUGAUCAAGCUGCAUAUAUUGCGGUCUUGGAGUUGGGGAAUGAUAUCACCGCCUACCUACCCGUAGAAUCAUUUGCUCGAAAUUGGCCAGGAACAGCGUACACGUAUCACCUCAACGAACCUAAUCCUUGGGAUGGUCCUUUCAAAGGCUACGCCAUACAUAUCUUUGAUGUGGCGCUCCUCUUCAAGAACUAUGAUCAUGCACUCACCCAGCCGGUCAAGGCGGUAGGGCAGGCAUUUGGCGAUAGUGUCAUCAGCUUCAUCAGUGGAGAGACACCAUGGGAUAGCACAGGUCACAGGCCGCUCGCAUAUGUGUUUGGUGGGCAAGGUGGGAGUAGAUUGGUGGAGGACACACCUAUUCAGGUGGGUCGAAGAGAUGUGCUUUUCCGCUACAAGAACACCAUAGGGUUUGAUAACCUCAAUGAGGCUUUUGUUGCGUUUCUCAACGGCAGAUAG